Molecule: messenger RNA, 1733 nt
Organism: Tribolium castaneum (red flour beetle)
Lineage: Eukaryota; Metazoa; Arthropoda; Insecta; Coleoptera; Tenebrionidae
Product: oocyte zinc finger protein XlCOF28
Exons: 2
Coding region: 907-1590 (227 amino acids)
Biological process (GO): regulation of gene expression
Cellular component (GO): nucleus
Source: RefSeq, a predicted model, not a curated record
UGUUCAUUUACAUCUGUUAACACCGGAAAGAGCGAUAAGAAAAUUUUAUCAAAUUAGAACAUCUUGUCUACUCACACACUAGUGUUACAUUUAUGCAUAUUUAUGCAAAUAUUUAGCUACAACGAUUGAUACCGCGCUAAAGGUUUUGGGAAUUCCCGAAAAAAGUUACAAUAAAAAGCUUAACGAAAUCGUAACGGUUCUAUUUGCCAGCAAACAGUAUAAAAUGAGGCCACCGAGAUUCGCUAGUUAUCAUUUCUUGCUUUUCUUAUAUAAUAAAUAAAAUAAUUAACAAUAAUUAUCAUUAAAACCAACCAGCAUUGAUAUAUGCAACCAACAAUAACACCACACCUGCUCCAAAGUCCAAGAAUCAUUGCCAUCAAAAAUGUAUUAUUAUAUUAUUGAUUCAUGGGGAAAUAUUUUUGAAUUCAGUAUUCUUGAUAUGAGACACAAAGCGCAAUAGAAAUUGAUUAAUAGACUAACUUCCCCGAAUUCCGAAAUUGCUCACGUCUUCGGCUGACUUCCUGGUUCCGGGCUAUUACUUUUUUUGAGCUAAUUCCGGAUUACCAAGAUGAAUCAUAAAGUUAUUUUCAAACUUUCAAACGCGAUGAAUGUUCCUCUCAAUUAUUAUUUUCGAAGAAAUGAGUAAAUUCGACAAACCAGAAGAGGAACUGGAGGAAACAUUGCACGAUUGUCUAGAGUGGGGAAUUGGGGACUCCCGGUGAAUUCCUCUCACCUCUAGGCGCGUUGGCGUCAACAAACUGAAACCGUAGGAAUUCCCCUUGCGUGACGUCAAUUUCUCGCGCGCAUGUGUGAACCGAGACGAAAAAACCCGGCAAAAUAGUCUGGAAAGUUGUUACUCAUUCAACAUUCAAUCAUUUUCCCAAUUACACUAAAACUUUGUGGAUCAUGGAAUAUGAAAGUGAAUCCACGAUUUGUGGCAUAUGUGGAAAUUACGACAAGUUGUUAACACUCAACGCACGAGAGCAACUCUUAGUCAGAGAAGUCUUCAGAUGUAUCUUCCUGCACCCAAAUAACUCAACCAAAGCCUGCGACUUCUGCAUCCAUAAACUGUACAACUUCAAAAACUUCCUCAAACAAAUCAUCCUCAACCAAGCCAAACUCCGCAAGACUCAUGAAACAACAAUGCAACAGGACCCCAACAAAGACGACGCGGACGAACCCCACACGGAUAAAUACAACUGCAGGUGCUCCAACUGCCAAAACAAAUUCGGAAGUUUGCCGCUUUUAGUCCAAGUGAUUGAAGAAAACGAAAAGACUGAACCGAUGCCAUCCACAAGCCGCGACCUAUCCCCGAAACCCAGCAGAAAAACGAUGAAGUGCACACAUUGCGAAAAAACAUUUAGUCAUAAAGGUGAUUUGAACAAGCACGUGCGAACGCACACGGGGGAACAACCCUUCACCUGCUCCGUCUGUGAUAGAAAAUUUGCGCACACCUCCAACUUGGCCAGGCAUUUGAGGCUCCACAGCGGCGAUCGGCCCUUCACGUGCGAAAACUGCAACAAACAUUUCAGCCGCAAGGACAAGCUGGACCUGCACCGGAGGAGCAAAAACUGCAAGAAGACCAGCUAACCACGCCUGCACCCAUCUAAAUAAAGUACAACUGUUUUAUUACCUUUUUACGUGUAAAUAUUAUGUAUAUUCGUAUUUAAAAACCACAAAAAAAUUAUAAAUCUGUAUUAGAUAUAAUAAAUAUGAACAAGAUUUAUUUUUAA